Molecule: messenger RNA, 2037 nt
Organism: Scophthalmus maximus (turbot)
Lineage: Eukaryota; Metazoa; Chordata; Actinopteri; Pleuronectiformes; Scophthalmidae
Gene: hprt1
Product: hypoxanthine phosphoribosyltransferase 1
Exons: 9
Coding region: 168-824 (218 amino acids)
Biological process (GO): GMP salvage; hypoxanthine metabolic process; IMP salvage
Molecular function (GO): hypoxanthine phosphoribosyltransferase activity; magnesium ion binding
Source: RefSeq, a predicted model, not a curated record
UUAAACCAGGCCGCGCUGUCCCGUCACGGCACACACGCGUCCCCGACCAAGACGGAAGCCUUUUGUACGACACAUCUCUCCACUUCACCACCGUGUGUGUGUGUGUGUGUGUGUGUUGACGCGACCUCGCAUCUUAAAUCGUGAACGGCGGAGACCCCGACGCGGACAUGGCGACACCCAGCUCCUGUGUUGUGAUCAGCGAUGAGGAAAAGGGGUAUGACCUGGACCUUUUCUGCAUUCCAAAGCACUAUGCCACUGACCUGGAGAGGGUCUACAUCCCACAUGGACUCAUCUUGGACAGGACAGAGAGACUGGCCAAGGAGAUCAUGAAGGAAAUGGGGGGGCAUCACAUUGUGGCCCUCUGUGUGCUCAAAGGGGGCUACAAGUUCUUUGCUGACCUGCUGGACUACAUCAAGGCCCUGAACAGGAACAGCGACCGCUCCAUCCCAAUGACAGUGGACUUCAUUCGCCUCAAGAGCUACUAUAACGACCAGUCGACAGGUGAAAUCAAAGUUAUUGGUGGAGAUGACUUGGCUACAUUGACGGGGAAGAAUGUCUUGAUUGUGGAGGAUAUCAUCGACACAGGGAAGACGAUGAAGACGUUAUUGCAACUCCUCAAACAGUACAAUCCCAAAAUGGUUAAAGUAGCAAGCUUGUUGGUGAAGAGAACUCCAAGAAGUGUUGGCUACCGACCGGACUACGUAGGAUUCGAGGUCCCUGACAAAUUUGUGGUGGGAUACGCUCUAGACUACAACGAGUACUUUAGAGAUCUAAAUCAUAUCUGCGUGAUUAGUGAAUCAGGGAAGGAGAAGUACAAGGCUUGAAGAGCACUUCAUAACUAUUUGAAAUGUAUGGUUAUAUUUUGCAGUUCAUUUUAUAUUUAAUCAUAUUUGUGUCAGUACUCAGCCACCUCCGGGUCCCUGAGGAUACACUGCUGCUUUUCCUGUUUUAGCCAACACACGCACACACGCACGCACACACGCACGGGCGCACGCACGCACACACAAACACACACAGUAUUCAAACAUAGAAUGAUUGCAUGUGAUGAAACCACACAUGCAUUGAGCAGCCGGAAGCUCAUCUUUGCUGAUUAUUUUUUUACGCGAUGGAUUCAACUAUUCAAAGCUACGGUGCAAACUUAAAGAACAAUAUCAUAAUUAUUGUGAAGAUAAGAUUGCCAACAUUUGAAAACUUCAUAUUUUAUAAUGCAUUGAUAAGGUAAUUCGGCUUUCACCUAAUGGCAAUCAAUAUGGGCACUUAAAGACAAUGUUAUAUUUUCUUGACAUCGGUAUGUAUAUUUUGGGACGGAACACUUUUCUAUGUUACUGUCUUCUGUGAGGAAAUUUUCUAAAGAUUGAUUGUAGAAAAGUAACAAAGAGGUUGGUCUCCGUCCCUAAUUAAACACAUUGGCAAGCUGAAAAUGAAAGUGAUGAAAUGUAUGAAUGUUAAUGAAGUCUUUGCUUGAACAAAGCAUCCAUGCGUCCCAAUUUCUUUGUCCAACAAAAGAGAUAAAUCCUUUUUUUAUGCAGGAAAAUAUGUAUAUUUACAAGGUUCAGUCGAUAGUUUAACUGAAGUUAAAAGUCACUCAGUCAUGUUUGAAAUUCUUCAGCUGUAUCCGCCUAUCAUAAGACAGUGUUAACUGAAGUUUCUAACACCAGCCAUUAAAUCUCCACACAUCUCCGGUGACCAGUGGAUUUGACUGCAAAUGCAUUGUAUACAAAUUAAUACAAACUACUUGGAAUAUGGAAAUACAGUGGUGAUGCUCCAAGCUUUCCAUCUGUAGAUGGGAUGUGUUAGGGACAAAUAACAAACUACUAGAAAAAUAACUUGACUCACUGAAUUUAACACCUGCAGAAGGCAGAGCUUUCAUGUCAAUUUAUUUGAUUUCUUGAAUAUUCUACUCUGACAGUUUGAUGUGACUUAUAAAAUAAUUACAUUUAAAUGUAUAUUGUUCAUUAAAACUCAGUCAAAUGUUAAUAAAAGUCUACAUGUUUGUUUUACUUUAACCAAUAAUAAAGCCAAUCUUUGCAACUUGUA